Nilaparvata lugens (brown planthopper) is the source of this 1079-nucleotide messenger RNA. It is a transcript of the gene Prosalpha7, whose product is annotated as proteasome subunit alpha type-3. Gene Ontology annotation, biological process: ubiquitin-dependent protein catabolic process. The record is from RefSeq and is a predicted model, not a curated record. NCBI's taxonomy places the organism in Eukaryota, Metazoa, Arthropoda, Insecta, Hemiptera, Delphacidae. The coding region runs from base 257 to 1021 and encodes 254 amino acids. Gene Ontology annotation, cellular component: proteasome core complex; synapse; nucleus. The transcript is spliced from 6 exons.
GAUAUUGAAUAUAAUAAUCAUUCAAUGAGAAUCUUAUUUAAAAUUUUCAUUUAAUAUAUAUUAGUAUUUAUGAUCCAUAAAAAUGAAAACUUUCACAUACCGUCCUGUUUUGAAAAUGAGAAUCAUCAACAAGAUCAAGUAACCAUUUCCAAAGAAUGGUUUUGCAUGUCAUACAAUACGACGCUUAACCUUACUUCUCCGGUCUGAAAUUUUUAUUUCGUUGUUUAUUUGAAAAAAAUACCAUAAACUUGCGAAAAUGAGUUCAAUUGGAACAGGGUACGAUCUCUCAGCGUCGCAAUUUUCUCCUGAUGGAAGAGUAUUCCAGGUCGAAUAUGCUCAAAAAGCGGUUGAAAUUGGAGGAACCGCUAUUGGGCUGAGAGGGAAGGAUGGCGUUGUAUUGGCUGUCGAGAAAAUCGUCACUUCAAAACUGUAUGAGCCUGGCUCUGGCAAAAAGAUAUUCCACAUUGAUGAAGGAAUCGGCAUGGCAACUUCUGGUUUGAUCUCUGAUGCCAGGCAUUUGGCGGAAAAUGCUAGAAAUGAAGCUUCCAGCUACAGGAACCAGUACGGUAACUCAGUGCCCCUGAAAUACCUGAACGACAGAGUCUCGAUGUAUAUGCACGUGUACACACUGUACAGUGCUGUCAGGCCAUUCGGCUGCAGUAUUAUUAUGGGUUCCUACGAGAAAGGCCAGCCUGUCAUGUAUAUGGUCGACCCGUCUGGAAUAUCUCAUGGUUAUUACGGGUGUGCGGUUGGAAAGGCCAAGCAGGCCGCGAAAACAGAAAUUGAGAAGCUUAAACUCUCUGAACUGACAUGCAAGGAGUUGGUGAAGGAAGCAGCUAGGAUAAUCUACAUGGUGCAUGACGAGCUGAAGGACAAGUCGUUUGAGCUUGAACUGAGCUGGGUGGGCAAACACACCAAUGGCCGCCACGAGUUUGUGCCCAAGGCGGUGUUGGCCGAGGCCGAGGAAGCUGCCAAGGCCGCCAUGGAAGAGCAUUCCGACUCUGAUGGCGAAGAUAUGUAACCUAAUUACUGCUACUAACUUUUUAUAAUUAAAUAUUAAUAAAUAUGUUUCUAAUUCA